AUGCGUGUUCCGGCAGGAGUCCUGCACCGCGCGACCGCCCUCGCCCCCUCCGGCACCGGAGGGACGUCGUCGUCGUCGCCUACUUCACCACAGCAACCGCCGGAGCAGGCAGCGCCGAUGACGGUGGACUCAGACAUGGCGGUCAUCCUGGCGUCAAUGAUGUGCACGCUCGUUUGCGUCCUCGGACUCGCUCUUGCUUCCCGGUGCGCAUGCCGACGCCGACACUCCAGCCCCAGUUCCUCCUCCAACCCAUUCCCGAAGGGCCUCAAGAAGAAGGCCAUCGACGCGCUCCCCAGCAUCUCCUUCGCCGCAGCCGCUUCACUGCAGCCGGCAGCAACAGAGUGUGCGAUAUGCCUGGCUGAGUUCGCGGAGGGGGAGGUCGUGCGUGUUCUCCCGCGCUGCGGCCACACCUUCCAUGUUCUCUGCAUCCACGCUUGGCUCCGGACCUGCGCCACCUGCCCCUCUUGCCGCGCCUCCAUCGCUGCUGCUCCAGCCCCUGCACCUACGCUAGUGGUCGUAGUGGCAGGGAACAACAGGUGCGGGAGGUGCGGCAAGGCGGCCGCCCUGGCUGGUGGUGGAGAUAGCACGUUCUUGCCUUAA
This is a messenger RNA of Triticum turgidum subsp. durum (durum wheat), 600 nucleotides long. The record is from the annotation of a GenBank genome assembly. Lineage: Eukaryota; Viridiplantae; Streptophyta; Magnoliopsida; Poales; Poaceae.